Paralichthys olivaceus (Japanese flounder) is the source of this 5055-nucleotide messenger RNA. It is a transcript of the gene wdr6, whose product is annotated as WD repeat domain 6. Lineage: Eukaryota; Metazoa; Chordata; Actinopteri; Pleuronectiformes; Paralichthyidae. Gene Ontology annotation, cellular component: cytoplasm. Gene Ontology annotation, biological process: tRNA methylation. The record is from RefSeq and is a predicted model, not a curated record. Gene Ontology annotation, molecular function: protein binding.
UGUGUGUGUGCAGCUCGUGCAAUGUGAAAACUGUGUUUUAUAUAGAUAAGAAACAAAUGCAGAAAGUGUUUGAGGUGUUUGAAUAGUAAAACGUGUAGUGACAUUAAUAUUAACCCAGUAGAAUCACUUCUGUUUUUAUUGUUACUCAACAAAGUGCUCCUGCUGCUAACUGGAGGGCUAAUGGUGACUGAACCCACCAUUGGACCUGGACCUCAUGUUGCCUGUUUGCUGUGAUGUUGAUGCUUCAGUAGAAGAGAGUGAUCAUCAGGAGAUGGAGGCAGCAGCUCUGGUUGCUCCAGUCACAGCUGUGCAGUUCAUUCACGAUCUGUUUCUCCUCACAGGUGAGGGUCCAGUCGUGACGGUGUACAGUCUCAAGCCUUGUCCUAAAGCGUCUGCUUCACUGAGUGUGCUCCAACACUACAGAAUCCAUGGAGUCACACCAAGACAUCAAGACGCUGUCACAGCUCAGAAGAAACAUGGACUGAGCUCCACCACACAGCCUAACUUCUGCGACCUAGCAGUGUUUGGGGGCAAGGCUGUGAGGCUGGUGAGGCUCCAUAUGGGUCUCCAGGAUGGGGACCAUCUGCACUUGGAGAUCUUGGGUCCCCUCAUGGAGUUACAGGACUGGGCCCUGGAUGUUCGCUGGCUCUCUGCAGACAAACACUCACUUCUCUGUGUGGCUUUAGCUCACAAUAGUGCUCUUCUCCUGGAUGUCAACAUGGGGACUGCCCUGGUUCAUUGCUCCUGUCUGGAGGGAUGUCUGCUGUACUCUGCCCUCCUGCUUGUCCAUGAAUCUUGGGCAGAUGUGGUUUUAGUAGGAGGGACUGUUUUCAACCAGCUGGUUCUCUGGAAGCCUGGUGGAGGAGAUGGAGGAGGAGACAGUUAUUCUAAAUGCAAAGCUCCAGUGGAGAGACGUCUGCUGGGGCACAGUGGGGUCAUCUUCGACAUCUCAUACCUCCAGGAGAGGGGGUGGCUGGCUUCAGCCUCCGAUGAUCGCAGUGUAAGGGUGUGGGGUGUAGGUGUUUUAGGGGGCCCUGGGGGUAAAUGUGGGGACCUGAAUCCAUCUUGUUUACGAGUCCUAUAUGGACACCAGGCUAGGGUGUUCUCUGUGUGUCUCUCCCCCGGGAAGGUGUUCAGUGCUGGAGAAGACGGGGCCUGUUUAGUCUGGGACUGGGCUGGAGGUGGGAAGGUGGCUCGGACAUUGAAGGGACACCGAGCAGGGGGCGUGCGUUCACUGGCAGUCAGUGAGGGGACAGAAGAUGAGAGAUGGGUGGCUACAGGGGGGGCAGAUGGAGGGGUGAGGUUGUGGAGGUUGAAGGAGGCUGAGGAGAAGACGGAGGAAGCAGUGACAGAGAAACUAACGGACCUGAAACUCCCCCACAGUAUGCCUAAAGUGGUUUGUGUAGCAGGAGAAGAGGAAGAAAAUGAAAGUUGGAGCCAGAGUAAGAUCGUGGUUUGCACUGACCAAGGAACUAUUUAUCAAUACAGCAAUGGGACGUGGGAGGACUUAUGGCAAGGGACUCCUGACUUUCAUUCUUACUGUGCGAUGGAAACAGUCUGCGUCAAUGUGAAAGACUCCACAGCCAAAGUUAGUUUGUGUGCUGUAGGAAACCUCAGUGGGUCCAUUCAGGUCUUCCCCAUUUCUCAUCCUCACGCUGGAAUCCUCCUCUCAGGUGGUUCAGGGAAGAUCCACAGUCUCAUUUGGAAAGAGGGAGGCGCAGGCAUGUGUUUGCUGGCAUCGGGUGUCGAAGGACUCGUCUAUCGCUGGUGUAUAGAGGUAAAAUUAAAAGAAGACCAAUCCUUAGCCCUCAAUGCCAAUCCUCUUCUUCCUUUCCUUCUUCCCCCUUGCGCCAAACGGUGGCUGUUGGCAGCAGUGUGCCUCCGCUCCAGGUCACAGGGGGCGCUCUGGGUUUGCGGGGACAGGAGAGGGUCCCUGCUUUUAUACCAAGAAGGAGGAAAAGUAGUGCCAAAGAAAGGAGAUGAUGCACAGGCCGAUGAAGGAGAGGAAAACAAAAGUGAUGGAGUUGGAAAAAGCAGUAUCAUGGAGCAGAGAGAGAAUAGUGAAGUGCACAAACUACAGCUGCAACCUUUAAGCUGCCUGUUCGGGGUGCACGGAAAACAGGGUGUAACAUCGGUGUGUGAAUACGGAGGACUCCUCUACAGCACUGGCAGGGAUGGCUGUGUGAGAGUUUUCAGAGUUCUACAAACACCACCAGCAAAACCGGAAGAAAACAGUAAAAAUAACGCUGAAAAGACUGCAGAGAACAACAAGCAGCUUCAGCUGGAGGUGCUGCGAGUUCAGCGGGCCUGUAAAGGUAUGGAGUGGCUGGAGAGAGUUCUGAUUCUCCAACCUGAUAUUCCAGAGGAAGAGGCGGCCAGAGAAGAAUGUGGGAUUCAUUCUAAGAUGAAAGGAGAAGAUGCACAGGCAGGAAAUGAGGCAAGAGAAGCCAGGUUUGUCAUCGCUGGCUUCCACGCUGUCCACUUUGUGGUCUGGGACCCGGUGAGGCAGGAGAGGCUGUUUGCGGUGCCUUGUGGUGGGGGGCAUCGCUCUUGGGUUCUCUGGCCUUCACACAAAAGAGUUUGGCCUGGAUAUGGAGCUUUGGUCUUCAUCAAGCACGGGGCUGUCCUGGCUUCACAUCCUCCCGGAGAGGAAGCACGCUUGGCCGGUAGGACAGGAAGGACUGGAGGAUGGGGUCUGAGAGAGGGCAUCCACGGGAGGGGGGUCGGGUGUGUAUGCAGGCUGGGGAUGAUAGAGGGAACAGGCUGUGACAUUCAAACAACUGCAAGUAUGACGGAAACUAAAAGAAAGGAGGUGGAGCAAGAGCAUUGGGAGGUGUUGGUCACAGGGGGAGAGGACACCAGCUUAACCAUCCUCGCGGUACAUCCCAACUCCGGCAACAUCAAAGUUCUCUCAGUAAUUACAGACCACAUCUCGAGUGUAAGGACAGUGACAGCAAUAAAGCAUGCAGGGGGAGAGAGUGUUCAUCAGUCACAGUCUCUCUCCGCCUUGCUCUUCUCAGCCGGCGGCCGGGCUCAAAUGCAGUGUUACCGGCUGUUGAUUGGCUGGGACCAGCAGAGAUUGAUUCCUUCCUGUCAGGUGAUCCAGGUGGCCAGUCACCGGCUGGAUGAACAGUGGGAGAGGAGGAGGAACCGACAUAAGACGGUGAAAAUGGAUCCAGAAACAAGGUACAUGUCCAUAGUGGUGGUGGAUGAGAGGACAGACUGUGUCCUUCUGGCUCUGGCCUGCAGUGAUGGAGCUGUCAGACUGUUCUCUGUCAGUGAAGUUAAACGUCGGAUUGAUUUGUUGUGGGAGACGUUUCACCACCAGCGCUGUGUGCUCAGUGUCGCCACCUGCAGCCUGGAGGACAGAAGCGGCAACAGGUAUAAGCUGCUGUUCAGUUCUGCAACAGAUGGCAAAAUUGCAGUUUGGGAUUUGACUGACGCUUCCUCCUCAAACGAUACUUCGAGCAAAGCUCCGACUCCACCGAUCCCCUGCCUCAACAUUCCUGCCCACCAGAGCGGCAUCAACUCAUUGGCUGUUUGUGCAGAGGAACUGGGACAAGAAGAAGUCGGUUGCCUGGUAACUGUUGCUAGCGGAGGGGAUGAUGGGCAGCUGACAGUGUCCACGAUCAGGGUGCAGUACCCAGAAGACGGGCAGACUGGGGGCAGUAGAGGGUUUUCUGAGAUUUCACAAACCCAGUUCCAACCCCUGAACCAGCUCCAGCUUCAUCUCCACGGUCACUCCCACAUCCCACUGGCCCACGCUGCGCCUAUUACCGCCGUAAAGCUCCUGACCCCAGGCCUGGUGGUCUCUACUUCUUCAGAUCAGAGGGUUUGCCUGUGGAGGGUCUGCAGUACCGGUAUCAGCCACAGAGAGACGCUAUGCUCCCAUGUUGCUGAUGCCGCAGGACUUUCUGUGUGGGAGGGGCAGAUGAUGGACAGAAAGGAAGGAGAUGAAAACACAAUAUUUGAGUCUGAGGAGAUUUCAGUUUGUGGAGAAGUGAUUGAGGCAGGAUUACAAACAGAAGAGAAGAGCACAGAGGCGGGUGGGAGGUUCUGUAAGGAAACAGAAGAUGAGGCUGAGGCUGGAGAACCUGUUGAAGCAGUGAGAAUGACAGGUGACCCAGAUUGUGACAGCAGUGAUGAGAGAGGAGGCGAGACAGGAAAUCAAACACACACUGACAGCGUGGUUAAGAGAGAGAGUGAGGUGACAGAUUGUUGUGAGAGCAGGAAAAAGAGAGGGAAGACGGGAUGGGUGCUGGUCUGUGGUCAGGGCCUCCAGCUGCUCCGAGUCACAGACACACGGACAGAGGGAAGAAUAAAAAGAGAGAAAAACAGAAAAAUGAAUCACACGGUCAAAGUGACUUUACAAGACAAGUCAAAGUAAGUGGAAAUCACAGUGGUCGGAUUAUCUGAAUGAACAUGUUUUUUGACAUUAUUUAUAAAUCAUCUGUAAAAUGAUCGUAAAAUGAAGUAGUAGGAAAUAAUAUUCAAUUGAUUUUUCAUUUGUAACUUUUAAAGAACAAUUUUAUUAAAUGAUUUUCAUUCUCCAGCUUUUACAAAGCAUCAGAAAUUGCUCAUUUUUAGAUUCAACAGAGAGACAGACAGACAGAGGGAGAAACAUUUUCAAAGCUGUAUGAAGAAAGAUGAAGCUGUUUAAAUUUGUCAUUAAUUACAGCCAACCUUAAGAAAACCCACAGAAAAUAGAUGUGGGCCGAUCUCGAUUUCCUUUUGCACAGUGACUGUCUUCAAAAAGCAUUUGGGGUUCAUCAAGAAAAAAUAAAACUUCAUGACUAUUUCAGUGAAUCAUUAAAACCAUCUCUGAUGUGUUUGAGCCCCUUUCAAGGAGAAGCACCACUCUUGUUUUUUUAUACAGUAUGUAACAUCUCAGCCAGGAAAUAAAGCAUUUUUUUACUUGAAAAGACUCUUGAUACUGAAGAAAUGUGAAAUAACAAGGACAAACCAAAGGCAGCCUUCACUAAAUGUCUCAAUGCACCAAAAUCCACAAAGAAAUUUGGAGAUUUAUGGUUUAAAUGUAAUUAAGAGUUCAAGCAA